Molecule: messenger RNA, 2154 nt
Organism: Paramuricea clavata
Lineage: Eukaryota; Metazoa; Cnidaria; Anthozoa; Malacalcyonacea; Plexauridae
Source: the annotation of a GenBank genome assembly
CUCCGAUAGUCCUAACAUCACUUAAAUUUCUGCAAACGUAGCGAGGUCUCCUGGUACCCUGCAAGCAAAGUCCUCUCGUAUUUCUUCUCGGCACGACACGCGGAGAAGCGAGAGAGACUCUGCAGAACUUGUGUAUAUUCUUUGUGGAGCCGACAAUCCAAAAAUUUGGAUAAUUAUGCGUAAUUUCAGGUUCGAUACUGCAUGGUUUUAUAACCGGUUAUGAUGCCGGAAACAACGAAACAACUUAUUACAUGUAAAUCUUCUUCUGGGAAAUAGGCAGUUGCUUAGCAACCUUCGCUUAGUAUACUCAAAUCACUGAUAUGGCGUCAAAUGAAUUUAUACGCAAGUUCUGCAGUCUCUCUCGCUUUAACUCUCGCUUCUCCGUGUCGUGCCGAGAAAAGGAGAGGACUUUGCUCACACGGUCGUCUCCUGGCAGCCUGGCUGGAGGUUUCCUAGAAGAUUUACGUACUGGGAUAUGAUUAACCAUCAUAUCAGUUGAGUAUACUAUAUAGCACGAUUGGUCUUCAGCAUUCGUGCGCAGCGAAAUUAUUAAAAUCGAAACUACCUGCGCAAGCGCAGCUUAACUGUUGUUGCAUAGUUUACAGAGUUUAUAGUUAAGUUCGCUAUACCUCGAGCUAUACGAAAUUUUAGCUUCUUAUCAUGCCUUGGACAGCGGAUCAACGUCAGAGAUUGGCCAAAGAGAAAAGCACUCUUGAGAAAUAUUUCCCUGGAAAAGUAGUUUGGCUUGAUCCGACCGAAAAUACGAUGAUUGAAAUUACAAUGAUCACGAAUAACGAAAGAACGUACGUACUUCGUGUUUAUAUUCCGCCCGAUUAUCCGAACAGUCUUCCAAUAAUGGUCGUACGCGACUCACCAGAACCCAUGCCGAAUUGGAUCAGUGGUCGCAUGACACACUCAUUCGGCCAAAAUGAAGAUGGUCACUUGGUAAUAUGUCACUAUCGCCGAGAUCGUUGGAGUCCCGACCGUACUUUAUCUGACAUUGUUGUCAAAGGACGAAUUUGGUUGGAAGCUUAUGAAGCACAUUUGGUCACAGGGGAACAAAUGGAGUAUUACCUACGUGCAAUGCAAGGAUUGAAGUAGUAGGAACGUAAACUAUUCAUGUGUAAUACUAAAUAACAUACGUCAGUGCAGGAAGAACAAAUGACAAGGAUACAGUUAUAUACAGUUAUACUCUGCGAGCAAAGUCGUCUCGUAUUCCUUCUCGGCACGGCACGGCGAAACGAAAGAGACUCUGCAGUUGAGCAUACUAACGACGGUAUUUCCCAGAAGAAGAUUUUAAAAUAAGUAGUUUCCGGUUCGGUUGUUUCCGGCAUCAAAACCGGUUAUAAAACCAGUAUCAAACCUGAAAUUACGCAUAAUUAUCCAAGUUUUUGGAUUGUCGGCUCCACAAAGAAUCAGAAACACAAGUUCUGCAGAGUCUCUCUCGCUUCUCCAUGCCGUGCCGAGAAGAAAUACGAGAGGACUGUUCAUGAUUGGCGUAUAAAUUUCAUACUUGAACUGCUACGAGGGCUUGUCAAACGUUUUUCAAACGCUAAAUCUUAUUUCAUUGCUUUGGUGAAUACAUGACUAGUAGCCUGCGAACAGGCUCUCAAGCUGAAUUGAGAGCCUGCAUCGAUGACUAAUGAAUUUGAAUAUCUGCGUCUCAAAUCGUGACGCGAAAUUCUCAUUGGUCAGAUGCUAUAAUUUAUAUGUUUCCGCUGAGCUCUAUAUAUGUCAACUGCUGAAGCAUUAUGCAUAAAAAACACAUUAACUGAUCAAAUUGGUCUUGGCCGUCUUAUCUCAAAGCACGAAAUGUUCUGUUUUGAGAAAACAGUAUUUAAAACAUUUGAACUUUUGCUUGAAUAUCUUAUAUUUCGAAAAACAGUAUAAACUGUAAAGUCUAAAUUUAGUUUGCACGGUCUAAAUUUAGUUUGCACGAAAGAUGUAAACAACACCAUAUAAGGAUAGACAUUCCAUAUUUGGAACAACGAACGUUACGGGGCAGAUAUUCAAAUUCAUUAGUCAUCGAUGCAGGCUCUCAAUUCAGCUUGAGAGCCUGUUCGCAGGCUACAUGACUAGUGGUUAAUUUGCUUUCUUAAAUCAUUGCUAGAUACCACAAGUUUAAUAAUUGUUUAAUAUAUUUCAAAACUGGUG